Messenger RNA from Salvia hispanica, 2286 nucleotides. Its product is annotated as serine/threonine-protein kinase STY46-like. Gene Ontology annotation, biological process: protein phosphorylation. Gene Ontology annotation, molecular function: ATP binding; protein serine/threonine kinase activity. NCBI's taxonomy places the organism in Eukaryota, Viridiplantae, Streptophyta, Magnoliopsida, Lamiales, Lamiaceae. The record is from RefSeq and is a predicted model, not a curated record.
UCCACUCUCAUACCCAUUUUCUCCCAAACCCCACCCCUCUCCUCUCUUUCUCUCUCACACACAAACACACACUGUGGUCAGUCUUCUCACCAGUCUUUGUCCAUAAAACCAAAACUGACAUUCCUCAAACUUGAAGCCAAAAACCUUGGAAAAUCGUAGAACAGUAAUCAUCCGACAAAUCCUGUCUCUGCUACAGUAAUGGCUCAUCAAUUUACCCAAAUUCACCCAAUCCCUACCUCUUCUUUUUAGAUUCUACCAACCCAACCGUUGGGAAUAAAAGAUACCGUUUCCGAUGGAAUUCGCGGAGGAAGUAGGGGAGAGCUCCUCCCCGCCUCGGAGCUACUACGUCACCGCAAACAACGAUGUCAUCAGGAAUGAUGUUUACAAUCGCCUUAUUCACAAUGGAAAUGAGGAGGCGAUUAGUAAUCCUCAUUUUUUCCACCUCUUGGAAGCUCACUUCAAUCGCCUUCCUACAAGGUUUCUUCUUAAUGUAUUAUGGACUGGAUAUCAAUAUGGAAAAAGUUGAAGAUGUGUUGUUACAUCAGAAGCUUCUUGCUAGUGCCGAGGAUCCUGACAAUCAACCUGUUUUCCACAUUCGUUUUCUAGAGAAUUUUUGCACUAGAGAUGAUGAUUUUGAGGGAGAACAGAUUUCAAGUGCUCUCCCUGCCUCAUUUCAAGAUGAUAGUGUCAAUAAUGGCGUCCUCCUGUCAAAUGAUAGGAAUUCUGGGGGUGACAACGAGACUUUUUCUAAGCUUGAGGAUCUGAAUCUGGAUGUUAGGAAGAAUUCCAAUGAUGUAAACAAGGAAAUUUCUCUUGAAGAUUUUGCACUAAGGGAGGAAGCAUCACUCUUACCAAUUCAUGAGAUAAUAUUUUCAACUCUUGACAAGCCAAAACUUCUCAGUCAGCUAUCUGCUUUGCUCUCUGAUGCUGGACUAAAUAUCCGCGAAGCUCAUGUUUUUUCAACAACAGAUGGCUACUCCUUAGACGUAUUUGUGUUCGAUGGAUGGCAUUCUGAGGAUACAGAAGGUUUAUACAACAUGAUGAGAAAAGCAAUUGCUGAGAGUGAGGGAUCGUGGUCUGGUUCUUCGCGAUCUCAGUCAAUUUUGGAGGAAGCUAUUGCUGCACAGAGAAAUUCGGAGGAUUGGGAAAUCGAUUGGAGAUUGCUGAAGAUAGGGGAGAAAAUUGCAGCUGGAUCUUGUGGAGAUCUUUAUCGUGGAGUAUACCUUUGCGAAGCCGUUGCUGUGAAGGUCCUAAAAUCUGAGCAUUUGAAUAACUCCCUGCAGGCAGAGUUUGAGCAGGAAGUUGCUAUUCUAAGACAGGUACAGCAUGACAAUGUUGUGCGUUUCAUUGGUGCUUGCACAAAGCUGCCACAUUUAUACAUAGUGACAGAGUACAUGCCCGGAGGGAGCCUUUACGAGUAUUUGCAUGAGAAUCAUUCUGCAUUUAAGCUCCCGCAGUUGCUGAAGUUCGCAAUUGACAUCUGCAAAGGAAUGGAGUACCUACAUCAUAAGAAUGUUAUUCACAGGGAUCUGAAGACUGCAAAUUUGCUUAUGGAUACUUCCAAUGUUGUUAAAGUGGCAGAUUUUGGAGUUGCGCGGUUCCAGAACAAUGGUGGGGUUAUGACAGCAGAGACCGGAACAUACCGAUGGAUGGCCCCAGAGGUGAUAAACCAUCAACCAUAUGACCAAAAAGCAGAUGUGUUCAGUUUUGCCAUUGUUCUUUGGGAGCUUGUUACAGCCAAGGUACCUUAUGAUAACAUGACUCCUCUACAAGCUGCCUUGGGAGUGAGACAGGGUCUUCGACCAGAACUCCCGAUAAAUGCACACCCCAAAAUACUAAGCCUGAUGCAGAGAUGCUGGGAAGCCAUUCCUAGCAAACGCCCUUCGUUCAGUGAGAUCAGAAGUGAGAUGGAGGCGCUCCAGCAAGAAGUAAAUGAUGCUCGAGAUGCUGCACCUAAUGGCUCCUGACAUCUAUCUACAAUUGACACGGUUUGAUACUAUCUAAAGAGUAAGUGCUUCUUUAAUUUUCCACAUACUAAGGUAAAUGCCCCUGAUAUAUAUUUAUACAUGGAACUGACACUCUUUGGGAACUUUGGGAUAAGCAUAAGUAAAUUUGUAAUAUAAAUCAAGUAGUUGGUAUGAUGCAGUUUUGGAUAGGAAGCUAACACCAAUUUCACUACCUGUAAACAAAGUGAGUGUUUUCCACUGUUUGAGGAAUGCAAAUCUCUCACAAUAUAGAUUUCACAAACACUAUUCAUAUCUAUAUUUGUUUUAUUUUACUAUUGAA